Molecule: messenger RNA, 1177 nt
Organism: Laetiporus sulphureus 93-53
Lineage: Eukaryota; Fungi; Basidiomycota; Agaricomycetes; Polyporales; Laetiporaceae
Product: alpha/beta-hydrolase
Exons: 5
Coding region: 161-1096 (311 amino acids)
Molecular function (GO): hydrolase activity
Source: RefSeq, a predicted model, not a curated record
GACAGUUCCGCCGGUAGAAUGCAUACCAGAGUCUUGGUUGCAACUGUGGCGUCCCUGCUUCAGUGUCAUCUCUGUCGAGACUAGCAUUUGAACAUUCUGAACUUGCUGCUUCCCCAACCAUCCAGAUUUAAUCGAUCACCUCUUCCAGCCAUUUGUGGCCAUGCCCGCGACUGAGAAGCGCAUCAGCUCGACGCCACAGACUGAGGCAAUACUUGAUCCCGGUCUUCCCCUGCUCGAGGCAAACCGAGCGAUGAUUGAGAGCAUCGAGCGCACUACGCACACUUACGGGGCGACUCCCGCUCAUCAGUUGGAUGUGUACAUGCCUCCGCUUCCGAACAAUAUCGCAGCCUCAUCGGCAUCCUUGAUUAAACCCCCGAUCCUAGUCUUCUUUUACGGUGGCAGCUUCAUCCACGGUUCGCGCAGUUUGCCGCCUCUGCACCUUGCGUAUGCCAAUGUUGGGGCCUAUUUCUCCUCAAGAGGGAUCGUGACUGUCAUUCCGGAUUACCGCCUCGUUCCUGACGCGGUAUAUUCGGAAGGGUCGCAAGACGUUCACGACGCCUUGCUGUGGGUUCACGAACAUUUGUGCGGGCAGGCCGACACAUCCCGCAUGUUUGUCCUCGCGCAUUCAGCUGGCGGCAUACACGCAGCGACCAUGCUCUUGACCGAGUCCAUGUUCACGCCUCCUCUUUCUGAAUCGAUUCGAGGCGUGAUGCUGCUCGGAGUGCCAUUUGAAAUCCAGAAUGGCAAGAUGGCAGAGCUGUGGAAAGUUGCGCAAGCAUACUAUGGCUCUACUCAGAAGAUUGCGAAAAACCAGCCGCUAGGCUUGCUACGAGGCGCCGAAGCGCAGCAUAUCGGGCUGAUUCCUCCACUACGCGUUGCGCUGGCUGGCAGUGAGCCCCGCGCCAUAUCAAGCGCCAGCCGAAACUUCGCCGAACUGUACACGCGGAAGGGCGGGAUUGUCGAGACUGUCACGCUAGACGGACACGAUCAUCUCAGUCCCAUUCUCGCCCUGAGUUCGGGCAGCGGUGAAGAAUGGGGGGAGGAUCUCGUUACGUGGAUCUGGUCCGUUACUACAGGUCAGCAGAAGGAUUCUUGAGAUACACAGCUAUAUGAGUCCCCAUGCGGAAAUGUCUCCAAAUAUCAGCAUGUAGCAUAGUAUUUGAACACUGCGUAUACG